CUCAACUUUACUGUCGCUCUUUCAGUCAAGAUGCUUUCGGUUUUGGUCCUCGCACUUUCUGUGCUUGUGGGCACUGGGGCAGCGACGAAGAGCGGCGUGAAGGGCAAGGCGUUUGAUCGCUUGGUGAUCAUCUGGCUUGAGAAUACCGACUAUGACCUUGCAGUUGGAGAUCCGAACCUAGCAUGGCUGGCGAAGAAAGGAAUUACGCUGUCGAACCACUUCGCGGUAACGCAUCCUUCAAUGCCAAACUAUGCGGCAGCCAUUUCCGGAGAUUAUUAUGGAAUCAACCAUGAUGCCAUGACCUCAAUCCCUUCCAAUGUCUCCACCCUCGUAGACUUGCUCGAGGAUAGAGGCAUCAGUUGGGGCGAGUAUCAAGAGGAUAUGCCGUAUACAGGAUUCGAGGGGUUCGAGUAUAGGAAUCAGCAGACCGGCGCAAAUGACUAUGUUCGCAAACACAAUCCGGCUGUCUUGUACGACUCCACAGCAGACAAGAGUGAACGGUUAGCGAAGAUCAAAAACUUGACACUGUUCGAGGCCGACCUGAAGGCGAACGCGCUACCUCAGUGGAUGUUCAUCACCCCGAACAUGACAAGUGAUGGGCAUGAUACGACCGUCACUGUCGCUGGGAUAUGGACACGUACCUUCCUCGAACCACUCCUGAAUAACAAAAACUUCAUGAACAACACUCUUGUUCUAGUCACCUUCGAUGAGAAUCAUACCUACACGAAGCAGAAUCGAAUUGUUGGCAUCCUCCUUGGAGACGCCGUUCCUUCCAGUCUGAUAGGCACCACCGAUGACAACUACUACAACCACUAUUCCGAGAUAGCUACCGCACAAGCAAACUGGGGCUUGCAUACUCUCGGACGAUGGGAUGUAGGCGCCAACGUAUUCAAGUUCGUGGCCGAGAAGACCGGGGAGACCGUGAGGAAAUGGUCCGGGAAGAUUCCACUGAACCAGAUGUACUUCAAUGUCAGUUAUGCAGGAAAGCUGAACAACAAAAACACCUCCGUUCCAUGGCCGGUGCCAAACACGAAGGCAGAAUAUUCGGGAAGGAGGGUGUUGCCGGCUGUAAUCCAAACCUGGGGAAGCCUUGCGGACAAGGCUGCAUAUACGACGGGGCUGGAGACUCCGGAUGGACUUCAUCCAGAGGCGGAAUUCAAGUGAACCUAUUUUCGAUGUAAAUAUAUCAGAUGACCAGCGAAAGCAUAGCGCACAUGCUGG
Lindgomyces ingoldianus is the source of this 1221-nucleotide messenger RNA. RefSeq names its product phosphoesterase-domain-containing protein. Gene Ontology annotation, molecular function: hydrolase activity, acting on ester bonds. The record is from RefSeq and is a predicted model, not a curated record. The transcript has 5 exons. The coding region runs from base 31 to 1164 and encodes 377 amino acids. NCBI's taxonomy places the organism in Eukaryota, Fungi, Ascomycota, Dothideomycetes, Pleosporales, Lindgomycetaceae. Gene Ontology annotation, biological process: phospholipid catabolic process.